Molecule: messenger RNA, 2985 nt
Organism: Mya arenaria
Lineage: Eukaryota; Metazoa; Mollusca; Bivalvia; Myida; Myidae
Product: polyunsaturated fatty acid 5-lipoxygenase-like
Exons: 7
Coding region: 6-2315 (769 amino acids)
Biological process (GO): lipid oxidation
Molecular function (GO): metal ion binding; oxidoreductase activity, acting on single donors with incorporation of molecular oxygen, incorporation of two atoms of oxygen; protein binding
Source: RefSeq, a predicted model, not a curated record
AAAAAAUGCAUGAAACGGUAAAAAUAUAUAUGGACUACCUAUCAAGUGAUAUUCCUUAUUUAUUUAACUGUGUGGUAAGGAGUUGGAGCGCUCGAGGAGACCGAAGUGACUUCAAAGUUAUGGCCGACAAGAAAGAGAAGAUCAUGGAGAUAAUGACUUGGGAGCAAGCCAAAAACACUUUAUGGAAUUGGACAACACGUUUAAAGGAACAGUUACCGGCGAUAAUGGAUGGAAGAAUGUUUCUGAAAGGCUCUUUGGCAAGUGCAUUCCUCGCGUUGGUAUUCAGUUACGUUCUUCAUUACAUUAUUUACCCGGGCACGUUAAGAAUAACAGUUAUGACCGGUGAUAAACCCCGGCAGAGUGACACCGCAUGUGUAUGUUUAACGCUUUCCGUGGACGGAUACAAGGCACUGGAACAGAAGCUGGAAGCACGCUUUAAUCAUGAUUUUUCACGUGGACAAACAGAUACGUUCGACGUACCAAACGUUCAGCUACCUUCUGAGGUUGACAGUAUAGAAAUAUCCAAGUGUCGACCAGGUGAUGAAGUUGACUGGUACAUCGACAUUGUUAAAGUGCAGAAUAUGAAAACAGAAUCGAGUAGGGAAUUUCCAGUUUUUCGUAGACUUGGAUCGAAUGAAGUAGUCGUCAUUCACAAUUACGACACUUACUUACCGAAUGAUGAAUUCUACAACAAACUUCCAAAGAUGCUAGAACAAAGACAGCGCGAAUUAGAGACAGCGAAGCGGGAUUACGAGUAUGAAUAUAAAGAUGAGCUACCAGUUAUGGUGAAGGAACUACCUGACAAAGAAAAAUUUUCAUUUUUGUACGAGAUGUUUCUUGGAUUGAACCUCGGAAAAUUCAUUCUGUUAACAAGCGCAUUUGAACACACAGAUUGGGGACAAACUAUAGAAGGCGUAAUGGACAUUUUUAAGUACCUUCAUCUAAAACCGCCCAGCGAUUUAGAACGAUGGAGGAGCGACGAAAAAUUUGGUUUACAACGCCUACUUGGCGUUAACAGCAACGUAAUCCGUCGGGUUAAGGACAUGGCCCAACUACAAAAGCUUAACGUACAUGAAAACGACGUGUUACUUACUUCCGAGGACCUCACAGUCAUGGAAGCCUUCAAUGAAAAUCGACUUUUCAUCGUCGACCACAGCAUUAUCCAGGGCUGCCCAACGAGCGAGCGCGUCAUCCUUUGUUCGCCAAUAGCGCUUUUUGUCCGUAAUGAAGAUGACAAGAUCAUGCCAGUGGCGAUCCAGCUUUUUCAGAAUAAAACAGAUGAUAAUCCAGUAUUUUACCCUGAUGAUGACGAAAUAACCUGGCAAUUGGCCAAAAUAUGGUUCAACAACGCCGACGCACAAGUGCACCAAUCAAUAUUCCAUCUUGGGUACACACAUCUGAUCAUGGAAGGCUUCGCAGUCGCUGCACACCGUCACCUAUCUACUUCUCACCCGAUAUUCAAACUACUGGCUCCCCAUUUUAUUUACCUGAUGGCGAUUAAUAAGGGGGGCAUGAGUCUGCUACUUGCAGAAGGGAAAGCUUUGGAUAAAGUUAUGUCUUCAGGCGCAGCAGGUGGUAAAUACCUGAUAGCUCGAUACAAAACAAAAUGGCGUUUGAAUAUUGAAGGCACACUCCCGGCAGAUUUGGAAGCUCGUGGGGUAGGAAAAGAAGUAAUUCCCAUUUAUCCGUUCAGAGACGAUGCUAUGCUUACGUACGAUGUUAUCAAACGGUAUGUGCAUCAUUACGUUGAUCUAUAUUACAAAGAUGAAGAUGUCCUAAAGGGUGACGAAGAGAUACAGAAUUGGCGAAGUGAUAUGACUCGCCCCGAAUCGCAAGGCGGACUCGGGAUUUUCGGUGUCCCAGGAGAGAACGAUAGAUUUCAAACCAAAGAGGAUUUAGCUAUUGUGUUGACAAGUAUCAUUUACACAUGUAGCGUCGGGCAUGCAGCGGUGAACUUCAAACAGUACGACGAGUACGCCUUCCCCUUAAACUACCCGUCGAAACUAAAAGGGAAGCCUCCUACCGACAAGACGAGGCGUUAUGUGCGUGACAUUCUAUCAAUUCUUCCUCCGAAACCUACGCAUCACACACUUUUGGAAGUGGCAGGUAUAUUGAGCAGUCGCGGAACAAACAGUCUCGGGCAUUUCGAAGUAGACUACAUUCAUGACCCAGCAGCUGUGGAAUUGGUAAAAACGUUUCGGAAAGAACUCGAAACGGUUUCUAAAACCAUCAAGGAGAGGAAUAAACAAAGACCUCAAGAGUUGCAGUACGAUUAUCUGGAUCCACAAAGCAUUCCUAAUUCAAUCAGUAUAUAGACACCAGAGAUAUGUGUUCCCUGCUUUGACCUAGUUUGUGAUUAUGUUGUUCUUUUUGUAGUUGUUUUGAUCAAAAUACUUUUUUAAAUGGCAAGUAUAGUACAGCAUAGUAUAAAACUUUAAAGAAGAAUUAUUUUUACACAUUUUGCCUUAAUUGUUUUAACUGAAACCCAUUGUGAAGGUUGACCGACUCCCUUAACUACAUAUCAUUUGCAGACAUAUUCAUGUAUUUAAAUUUCUCUUUGCUUUAAAUCUGACAAUUUGAACGUUUGUGACGCAGGGUUUUAACGUUUUUGUACUAUAUAUAUUUUUAUAAUAAGAUUGGUUGUAACCAGUAGUUUCUGUAAUUGUGUUGUGUUCAUAAUGCCUUUAGUUUGUCCGUGCUUCCUUACUCUGCAGUUAAUUGUACCAAAUUGUUUUGUUUUAAUUUGUUCGAAAUAAGCCUUAUUGUUUAUUUUUUUGGUUGUUAUCUUAUGAAUUAUUCUAACUUCUAAGUUUACUCUUGUUAAAGGAUCUGCUAUAAUUACGUUAUUGAUACAUACUAAUUAAAACAUAUUGUUUUGUUAUAUUGUGUCUGCUGUGUUUUUCUAUUAUGUGUAUGUAAACCUUUUUAUGUUUCUAUGUUUAUUUUAAAAAUUCGUAUAGAUAAAAAAAUAAAUUAGGAAGCUCA